GGGUGAGUGGCUACAGGAGAGUGGGAAAAUAAGUGAUCUUACUCAAUUUGAAUUAGAAAAAAAGGAAAUACAGGAAGACAGAAGAAAUCUGCCCAUUAUUUCUUACAUUGUAGCCUCUGGAAGAGCCUCCCAGAGCAGCCACCUCCCUCUUCCCUGCCUUUACUCUCCUCCUCUGCCUUACUUAGGACUCUCAGCCAUCCAUGAGUGUGACCAACUCCUCUGCCUAUCGAUCGGAGCGUAGUUUCCACCAGACUUCAUCCUCAUCCUCAUCCUCUGGUAACCCAUACAUGGAGAAGAGCCGGGGACUGUUUGCUGAGGAUUUUGGCUCCUUCAUGAGGCCUGGGAGCGACACCUUGGGAUUUUCCAGCGGAGCUGGAAAUAUCAAGGCUCUUGGGGAUUCGUACCAGUUCACAGUUGACGUGAGAGACUUCUCCCCUGAAGAUGUCAUCGUCACCACAUCAAAUAACCAGAUUGAAGUUCAUGCAGAAAAGUUGGCCCAGGAUGGCUCGGUGAUGAACACUUUCACACACAAGUGCCAACUACCUGAGGACGUGGACCCCACCUCAGUGACAUCAUCACUGGGCGGUGAGGGGACCCUAACAGUCAGAGCACGGCGACACCCGGCCAAACACGAGCUCGUACAGACCUUCCGCACCGAGAUCAAGAUCUAAAGAGGGACCCACUAUCUCAUCACAAACCUUUCACUUUUUGUGUUUUUAUUUGUGUUCUCUGUUUCCUGUCCAUUCUACUUUAAAUACACAUAAAGGCACUGUGUUCAAUAAAUCAUGCCAUGUCCUUCUUACAAUGACUGCAGCAAUGCCUGUUGCUGCUCAUUUAUAUUCUAGUCAGUUCACUACACACAUCUGCAAUAGGUCACACCUGCACUUAACAUAUUGAGAGAGGGGCUUGGACAUAUAUGCAAAGACACGCACACACACACACAAUUAACUGAUGGUUGCCACAUUAAUUAUAAUUUAUUGUAUGUUAUUAUUUGUGUGAAUAAAUAUUUUUAGAUCAGAACCAGAA
This is a messenger RNA of Micropterus salmoides (largemouth bass), 1026 nucleotides long. It is a transcript of the gene hspb7, whose product is annotated as heat shock protein family, member 7 (cardiovascular). Gene Ontology annotation, cellular component: cytoplasm; nucleus. Bases 201 to 671 code for a protein of 156 amino acids. The transcript has 3 exons. Lineage: Eukaryota; Metazoa; Chordata; Actinopteri; Centrarchiformes; Centrarchidae. Gene Ontology annotation, biological process: heart development. The record is from RefSeq and is a predicted model, not a curated record.